GCAAGUGUACUUCCGGUGGCUAACAUGCUAACUUUUCCUUCACGUUACCGUGAGAUGCAGCCGGAGUUCAGCAGCAGAGCCUGCAUGUGAGGAUAAACGUGUUUAAGUGGACUCUGUUUAAACUUUCGGGAUGUUUCACCUCAGACUCAUCUCCUGUUAGCCAAGAAUGCUAAAGGAAGUUAGCUUGUUAGCAGGAAGUAGCCGGAGCCGGAGCUCGGCCUCACAGUCGGAGCAGCUUCCAUAGAGACCAAACUGUAUUUUUCACGGAGCCCAAAUGUCCAAAUGUCCAGAUAGAGCUGUCUGAAUAGACUCUGUGCUGUUCCCUUUAUCUGAACAUGUUUAACAUCUGAAUUAUCUCCCGGUGUCCUACGAAGCUAAUGCAGUUAGCUUAGCUUGCUAGCUGGAAACAGUCUGGAGGAAAAGCUGCUGUGAAUCAGUAAAAAUGUCUAAAGUGGAGAACGAGGAGGAACUUUGUGGACAACGCAAACUACUGGACGCUGUUUUCAAGCCUGAAGCAGACGUCCAGCUGCUAUUGGUGAGUGAAGAAGAGGUUCCCCCUCAACAGCAGGAGUUGAGACCCAGUCUGGACCAGGAGGACCCACCGGAGCCCCCAUACAUCAAAGAGGAGUGGAGCCCCAGUCUAGACCAGGAGGACCCACCGAAGCCCCCAUACAUCAAAGAGGAGUGGAGCCCUGGUCUGGACCAGAGGGGCUCACCUAUUAAAGAGGAACAGGAGGAACUCUGGACCAGUCAGGAGGGAGAGCAGCUUCAAGGGCUGGAGGCAGUUGAUCUUACCAAGUUCACAUUCACUCCUGUCCCUGUAAAGAGUGAAGAAGAUGAUGAAGAGAAACCUCAGUCCUCACAGCUUCAUCAAAGACUAACUGAAGAGAUGGAAUCAGAAGCUGAUGGAGAGGACUGUGGAGGACCAGAACCAGCCAGGAACUCGGAUCCAGAGAGACAUUUACAACCAGAUACUGACAAGACUUCUGAUUCUUCUGAGACUGAUGACAGUUGUGAUUGGGUGGAGUCUGGUUUAAACCCUCUACAAAACAACGAAGUAAGUGAUGUGGAAUGUAACACUGGUAAAACAUCAAGCAGCUCCUCUAAAUGUUCUACAAGCUUUGGCCACAAGGGACGUCUGCAGAAACCAUUUAGUUGCUCUGUUUGUAAUAAAACUUUUCAAUGCAGAAAAAAUGUUGCGAGGCACAUGAAAAUCCACACCGGGGAGAAACCCUUCUAUUGUUCUUUCUGUAAUAAAGGAUUUGGGCAAAAGGAACAUCUGAGACAACACACAGCAAUCCACACAGGGGAGAAACCCUUCAGAUGUUCUGUCUGUGGUAAACAAUUUAUAUGUAAAACACAUCUGCGACGACACUCAGCUGUCCACACAGGGGAGAAACCCUUCAGUUGUUCUGUGUGCGGUAAAGAAUUUGCACGAAGUUCAGAUUUGGUCUUACACGUAAGAGUUCAUACAGGAGAAAAACCUUUCACAUGCUCAGUUUGUAAAGCAGGUUUCAGUCGCAGGGGCAAUUUGUCCAGACACAUAAGAAUGCAUAGUGAGGACAAACCCUUUAGUUGUUCAGUUUGUGGUAAAGGAUUUGUUGAAAGGCGAACUCUGAGAGAACACUUGAGGAUACACACAGGAGAGAAACCCUUCAUUUGUUCUGUUUGUGGUAGAAGAUUUGCACAUAGCUCCACUUUAACCACACACUUAAGGGUUCAUACAGGAGAAAGACCAUACACAUGCUCAGUUUGUAAAGCAAGUUUCAGUCUCAGAUACACUUUGUCCCAACACAUGGGAAUCCACACAGGGGAGAAACGAUUUAAUUGCAGUAUUUGUGAUAAAAGAUUCACUCGGCAUCAUAUUUUCAAAAACCACAAGUGUGCUGGUGAGAGCAGUGGAAGUAAAUGAAACUCUGUGAGCUGAUUCCUUCCAGCAGGAUUGAAGAACUGGUAGAUAAAGUCAAUUGAAGCAAAUUCCUCAGUUUGGAUGAGGUCAUGAAAUUGAUUUACCUGAGGUCUGUUUUAGCAACCCUUUCUCACUCCCCGACUCGUCACAUCUGGACACAUGGUCAAUACCCAUCAGCGUCAGUUUGUAACAUUUCACAACUUUACCGGACGUUGCAUAUUUGUUACUAAGCGUUGCUAACUUGACCGUAGAGCCUUAAACAUCUAAAAAUUAUGCUAAAGGGGUAACCAGGGCGUAAAAAAGCGACGCCAAAGGGGCUUGACCAAGCGUCAAUAUGUGACGAGUCGGGAGUGAGAAUGUGUUGCAAUUUAGAACUGCAUUGUAAGUUAUUACCCUUACAGUACCCACAGCUGCUGUUUCUCCACACUAGUUGAACUACGACUUGAACUAGUUAGUGUUGUGUAUUAAUAUAAAUAAUUAUUAAUAUAUUGUAUAUGUAUUAAUGUAUAAUAAUAAUUUAUUCAUGUAUUCAUGCUAGGUAAAGGCGAGGAGUAUUGCUGGCAAACUCUUCCAACAUUUUUUAAAAAGAAACUUCCAACUUUCCUUUUAAGUAAAAUUAAAGUUGCUCGCCGUUGUCCCUCCCGUAACCACCAGUUUAGAUAAAGAUCAAACCUACAACCUCUUCACCCUGAGCUACUGGUCUAGACAGUUUUUUAAUGCCAUUCAGUCACAGAGGAGGGAACAUCAGUUCAGUUGGUUAUCUUUUACUAAUUAAUUAAUUACUGAAUAUUUCUAUGUUAGUUUGCACCUUUUUUUUCCUGUGUUUUCGUACACAUACAGCAAAAUUAAUACUUUGUAAAAUUCUGUUCAGGAGCAAAUUUUUAACCAUUUUAAUUAGGACUGCAACUAAUGAUUUGUUUUUUGUUUGAAUAAUUGAUUGAUGUCUGAACAUAACAAAAUAAAAUA
This is a messenger RNA of Micropterus dolomieu (smallmouth bass), 2875 nucleotides long. RefSeq names its product zinc finger protein OZF-like. The coding region runs from base 443 to 1912 and encodes 489 amino acids. The transcript is spliced from 2 exons. The record is from RefSeq and is a predicted model, not a curated record. NCBI's taxonomy places the organism in Eukaryota, Metazoa, Chordata, Actinopteri, Centrarchiformes, Centrarchidae.